CAGAAAUUUACACACAAAUAAAGUUACAAUAUCUUUUUUACAAUAAGCAGAAAAUUAAAAUUUUACAGUAAUCAAAAUUGUUUAUUUGAUUAAUACCAAGUUAAAUCGUCAAAAUCAUAAUUUAGUGUUACCCUUUUAAAACAAAUCUAAUAUCUAUAAGUAUCCUUGUUUUUGUGUUGCUUUUUUUUAUAUUUUUUUUUUGAGAAAAUGGUUAGUAGAUUAUUCAAUUUCAAUACUUAUCUGAGUCACUUGUCGAAAAUGAAACCAAUAAAUAUUAGAAGAACUUCAAAUAAACCAAAGAUAGAGACACUAAAUAGGAAUGAUUCUUUUCAAUUGACAUAUACUACCUCAGUGGCUCUAGAAAAUCGUGUUGAAAUAGAUUGCUAUUCAAAAGUAUCUCAAACAGAAACUUUAGAUGAUAAAUAUUUUAAUUUAAAUUAUUAUGAUCCUCUCCAAAACAUUAGCUUGAGAAAUCCAUUGAAUUUAAAUAUCCCUUAUAAAGAUUUCGAUCUAUUAAUAUUGGAUAGAAAACAUUCAAAAUUAUCUAAUGUCUUAACAACUUUGAAAAACUAUGAAAAAACACAAACUCGUAUUCUAAACAAGGAUAAUAAUCAACUUGAGAAAGAAUUUUCUAGUCUUAAAAUUUCUAAUCCUAAAAUUGUUGAAGGUUCAAACGAUGAUUUAAUUGAUCAAGUAGUAAUGAGUCUUCCUGGGCUUAAAAUUGAUGAUAAUAUAAUGACUAAUUCAAAUACUAAAAAUGAAAGUGAAAAUAAAAAUAAAAACAAAAAUGAAAAUGAAAAUAAAAAUAAAAAUAAAAAUAAAAAUAAAAAUUUUAAACUUCAACCAAAUAUUGUGACCACUAGAGGCUGUUUGGCACGACUUGCUGCUUGUGGUCUUUCAGAUCUCCUUGAUUUCACUUUUAACGUUUGUUAUUUUGAUAAAUCUAUCUAUAUUUCAAAUGAUAACUACAGAGAAACCGAAAAAAAUUUAUCUGAUUGGCAAAAAAAAAAUACUGUUUCUGGUUACGUUUUUGAACAAUUAUUAGCAGUGAAAAGCCCAGAAUCUAUUGCAAAACUUGAUAGUAAAACCAAAAUGGAUAUAAUAUCUAGACAGAAGAAUCCAAAUAACAGUGAUGGAUUUAAUUCACUUACAACAUUUAACAUUUCAUAUGAUCACAAUCACCAAACUAAAAAAAACAACUCGAUUUCGUUUUUAUUGAAAUCUGAAAUAGAUUGUGCCUAUGAAUCUCCCAUUACUCAAAAAGAAAAAGAAGUGCCUGCUACAAAAAAUUAUCUUGAAUUGAAAUGCAUUUCCAUUUCAUCGUACGUUCUUCAAUCAAUUACUGGGGAGUUUACUUUUGAAAAACUUAUCAAACUCAAGUCAUUCUACAGGGAAAGAUUGCUAAACUAUUAUUUUCAAUGUUAUUUUUCCGGUGUUGAUGCACUUGUUGUAGGAUUUAGAAAUGAAACAAAAUUGUUCAAAGUUGAAAAGUUUACUUUGGGAGAAAUAGAAAGACUAAUGCCAAAACAUUAUGUUCCCACUUCUCUAAACUGGUUUAUCAAAGUCAUUACCUUUUUAAUAGAUAACAUAAAGAAAGAAGAUUUUGCGACAUAUAAAAUUAAAUUACAAAGAGGAAGCGGUGAUGGAAGCCAUUUGCAAUUGAUUCCUAGUGAAAACGAGGAAGAGAAGGAAAAAACCAGGCGCUUGGUUCUUAGCGAUGAGUUUGUUCAAUACAGACAAAGUUUAAACUGA
Molecule: messenger RNA, 1752 nt
Organism: Ascoidea rubescens DSM 1968
Lineage: Eukaryota; Fungi; Ascomycota; Saccharomycetes; Ascoideales; Ascoideaceae
Exons: 1
Coding region: 208-1752 (514 amino acids)
Biological process (GO): NAD-cap decapping; nuclear-transcribed mRNA catabolic process
Cellular component (GO): nucleus; cytosol
Molecular function (GO): mRNA 5'-diphosphatase activity
Source: RefSeq, a predicted model, not a curated record